This is a messenger RNA of Fraxinus pennsylvanica, 1131 nucleotides long. NCBI's taxonomy places the organism in Eukaryota, Viridiplantae, Streptophyta, Magnoliopsida, Lamiales, Oleaceae. The record is from the annotation of a GenBank genome assembly.
AUGGCAGCGACGGCGGCUAUGUCAUAUCACUUCUCCUCCGUGUCCUCGCCGGACACAGUUUCUCUCUCCUCAGCAACUUCACUCUCUCGCUCUCUCCAUACCGUUCGACGAUUUCCUGGCGUUUCUAUCUCCUCUCCGGCAAUCCGUCGACGAAUCUCCUGCCAGACAGUCUCUUCUUAUCCUUCAUCUUCUGUCAAUGAAAAAACAAAGGCAGGUCCCAAGGAUUUUCUGCACAUUGAUGAUUUUGACAAGGACACUAUUCUAAGCAUCUUGGAUCGAGCCAAGGAAGUAAAAGCAAAGAUAAAAUCAGAAGACAGGACAUAUCUCCCAUUCAAAGGCAAAACAAUGGCAAUGAUAUUUGCCAAACCAUCCAUGAGGACACGAGUUUCAUUCGAGACUGGAUUUCACUUGCUUGGUGGCCAUGCCAUAUACCUAGGACCUGAUGAUAUCCAGAUGGGUAAGCGGGAGGAAACUCGUGACGUUGCACGUGUCCUGUCUCGCUAUAAUGAUAUUAUUAUGGCUCGAGUUUUUGCUCAUCAGGAUAUUCUAGAUCUUGCUAAAUAUGCAAGUGUCCCAGUGGUCAAUGGUUUGACAGAUUACAACCAUCCUUGUCAAAUAAUGGCUGAUGUGCUCACGAUAAUUGAACACGUUGGUCAACUGGAAGGAAAAAAGGUCGUUUACGUUGGAGAUGGAAACAAUAUUGUUCACUCCUGGCUGUUAUUGGCAUCAGUUGUUCCUUUCCAUUUCGUGUGCGCUUCGCCUACAGGUUAUGAGCCGGAUGCAAGGACAACUAAGAGAGCACUAAAGGCUGGAGUUAGCAAAAUUGAGAUAACUAAAGAUCCAAAGGAAGCUGUUAAAGGAGCCGAUGUUGUGUAUUCAGAUGUUUGGGCAAGCAUGGGGCAAAAGGAAGAGGCUGAAUAUCGCCGUCAAGUGUUUCAAGAGUUCCAGGUGAAUGAAGAGCUAAUGGAAUUAGCUGGUCCAAAUGCCUAUUUUAUGCAUUGUUUACCAGCUGAAAGAGGCGUGGAGGUUACUAAUGGGGUCAUUGAGGCCCCAAACUCUAUUGUCUUCCCCCAAGCUGAGAACCGGAUGCAUGCACAGAAUGCAAUCAUGCUUCACGUCCUUGGGUUAUGA